CACAUACAUGGUGGCUUGACCAGCCUCAACUUGAACUAAAGAGGGAUAAUACCUACUAAACAAAUUCUCGAUUCUAUCCAAGUCGUAUUUUCUAGUGCACUGCCCGCGAAGAUAUUGCGAAGGCGACCUUAAUAUGGGCUAUGAUCUUGAUGAGGCACUGGCCGGCCUUAACCUUCAGAUUCCAGAACAACAGCUUGUGCACACCAAUGUCUCGAGCCAGCCUUUGGAUGUUUGUCGUUAUUGUCUUGCCGAGGUCCUGACCGGUACCGUUGGAGGCAGCCUUGAGACAGCUUUUGAAUCAAUCCAACUGUCCAACAAUCCCCUUCAUGGUGACUUCACAGUCGUUCUACCCAAACUCUGUCCUGGUAGCAACGCUGAGGAAGUAGCGACGACGCUAAUCGAGAAGUUCCCUACGGAUCAUUCCCUUUUCUGUCUCCCAUGGUCGGAUGGAGUUCGCCUACGCUUCUGCUUGAAACCCGGCACUUUUGCUCAACUCUUGAUUCCUUUCAUAAUCGCGCGCAAAGAGAACUAUGGCUUGAACAAAUCUUUUCCAGAACAUGCCAGCCCAACCAACGAAGACGUACCGCCCCGAAUCGUCGUGGAGUUCUCCUCACCAAACAUUGCAAGUGAGUUUCAAGGGAAACACCUCCGCAGCACCAUCCUCGGCGCUUUCAUCAGCAAUAUCUACGAGAAGCAUGGGUGGUAUGUCACAAGAUUCAACUAUCUUGGCGAUUGGGGUAAGGACAUUGCCCUGCUAGGGAUAGGGUGGGAGAAGUUCGGAUCAAACGAGGCUUUUGCCAAUGAUCCCAUCACUCACCUACUAGAUAUCUACCAAAAGAUUCAUGAACUCUUUCUGCCAGAGCUACUGGCAAGCAAAUCGGCCCGUGACGAAGCGAAGAAGAAUAAUGAGAAUGAGCAAGAGGUCACGGCAGUGAUCGAAGGAAAAGGGCUGUUCGCUGAGCGAAACGAAUUUUUCAAGAGAUUGGAGGAAGGUGACGAUGCUGCAGUUUCUCUGUGUCAACGAAUCCGAGAAGUAAUGCUCGAUAACUAUCGGAAUUUCUAUGGACGGUUGGGGAUCAAAUUCGACAUCUACUCAGGAGAAUCAGAAAUCCGGUCUGAGACCAUGAGCGAGAUUGAAGAUCUUAUGAGGGAGAGAGGCCUACUUGAGGAAAUUGGUGGCUCGUGGGUUAUUGACAUGAAGAAUUGCGGUGCAAAGUCUGGCAUUGCAAUCAUUCGCGACCGUUCCGGCAGCAGUACAUAUUUCCUCCGCUAUCUUGCCGCCGUAUUGGAUCGGUCGCGAAAUCUCGCCUUCGACAAGAUGAUUUUCGUCGCAGCCGACAAAACGGGUCAUUACUCCCGUCUCAUCAAGGUGUUCGAAGCGUUGGGGUUGAAAGAGCUCGCCGACAAACUGCAACAUGUCUCCUUCAACGAUACUUCGCAUAUGAUCGACAGUAUUGGUCAUGGCCAACAGCCUCACGAAAUACUAGAUCAAUGUGAGAGUGGAGCACUGGAUGCGUUGGAGGAGAACAAGAAGAUCACUGGCAUGCUUGGAACCUCGAAGAGUACAGCUGAGGCUAUCGGUACUACGAUGAUUAUCUGCCAAGAACUUGCAACUAAAAGAGCCAGCGAUCAUGCUUUCGAUUUGAAGAGCAUGACGAACUUCAAGCCUGGGACUGGUCUCUACUUCGAGUUUUGGAAUGCCAAACUGCAUGAAUAUCUCCAGGCGCAUCCACCCAACUAUGAUCUUCUACCAGACGAGUACCAACAAUUAGUAGAAGAGGACCAGACCAGUCUUCUCUUAGUCCUAGGGCAGUAUCCAGAAAUUGUGCAAACCGUACUGAAGUCUCUUGAGCCAGCGACUAUAGUCACAUACCUGCACAAUGUUAUCGCUCAUCUGGAGGAUGUUUUCGCCGAGGACAAUGAGGAGCAAGACGACGCUGCUGACGCAGUAAACCCGGGGAAUAAGGAUCAAAAUGAUAUUUUUGAAGAAGAUGUAGAAGACGAAGAAGAUGCUGACGGGGAUCGGAUCGCCGAGGCUGCUGAAUGCAUGCUUUACGAAGCUACACGUCAGGUAUUAGAGAAUGGUAUGAGACUACUCGGCUUGGUGCCAUUAGUUGGACGUGCUGAAGAGCAUUCUCGUGUGGACACGCCGGUUGGAACUUGAAGGAGUAUGAGGUGCGCUGUUAACGGCCUGCAGUGUCCAUGAGAACAGGGCUUCCUCUCGAAAAUUGUGACAGUGUGACGUUAUGUUUUAUGCGGUUUCUUCUCCUGGCUCGACUUGUUUACAUUUAUUUCAUUGACUAUAACGU
This is a messenger RNA of Aaosphaeria arxii CBS 175.79, 2309 nucleotides long. RefSeq names its product Nucleotidylyl transferase. Gene Ontology annotation, biological process: arginyl-tRNA aminoacylation; mitochondrial translation. The coding region runs from base 134 to 2164 and encodes 676 amino acids. Gene Ontology annotation, cellular component: mitochondrion; cytoplasm. The record is from RefSeq and is a predicted model, not a curated record. Lineage: Eukaryota; Fungi; Ascomycota; Dothideomycetes; Pleosporales. Gene Ontology annotation, molecular function: arginine-tRNA ligase activity; ATP binding. The transcript is spliced from 2 exons.